AUGUCCGAUAAAAUCCAGGUCAGCGCCCGAGUCCGUAGAAGGACCCAGGCAGAGGUGACUGCUCAGCUGCCCAUUGUUGUGACUGUGCCAGACGACUUCUGCUCCACAGAGGAGCCCUAUGUUAGUGUCAACAACACGUCCUUGAACGACAAUACAGGUAAAGUGUUCACUCUAGACCAGGUCUACGGAGCCAAUGCUGAUCAGGAGCUCAUAUACAGAAACAUAGCUCGGCCAUUGCUUCAAGAUUUCAUGGCAGGAAUGAAUGUGACCAUACUAGCAUACGGCCUGACAGGAUCUGGAAAAACAUACACUAUGUUGGGAGAGCUAGUCGGGGAGCACGCAGGCAUUGUACCUCGAGUCCUACAAGAGAUAUUUCAAGUUGCCAAAGACGACAUCUGUGUCAAACUCUCGUGUGUGGAGUUGUACAAGGAAGAGCUUCAUGAUCUCAUCAAUGACGAGCUUGAGUUGAAUGCAAAGAAGCCAAAGCUCAGGCUACUAGGUGACAGCUCAAGAGAUGGUCGAGGAACCAUGAUCCAAAACUUGUUCGAAUUGGACGUUCUGGAUGCUCGUCUGGGCUUCGAGAUGCUUCAAAAGUGUUUGGGCAAGCGUAAGAUGGGCUCCACCAAACUCAAUUCCCGGUCAUCUCGUUCCCACACUAUAUUCACAAUCACCUUGCUCAAGACAGUCAUGUCACCUUCCGGUCAGGAAGUCGUCAGGCUGUCCAAAAUGAACUUGGUAGAUCUCGCGGGGUCGGAAGAUAUCAUCAAGUCUGGCGCUACAGACACAGGCGCCAAAGAAGCAGGCCUGAUCAACCAGAGUCUUCUUACUCUAGGCAAAGUCAUCAGUGCGUUGAGCGAGGGCAGGGAACCUAGACAUAUACCAUAUAGAGAGUCCAAGCUCACACGCCUUCUACAGGGCUCAAUUGGAGGAAAGACUAAAACGGCCUUGAUCGCAACCAUUUCGCCGGCAAAGCUGAAUGUCAUGGAGACCAUGCUGACCCUCAAUUACGCCUCAAAAGCUAAAAACAUCAAAAAUAUUCCACAGUCUACCGCAGAUAGUGAACUCGUGCUCAAACGCACCAAGAUUCGUGACAUGUCCGCAGAAAUAUCCCGCCUUAAUAGAGACCUUUUGGCCACCAAGGGAAAGGACAACAGUAUCAAGAUAAGUGUACAAAACUAUGAGGAUUUUGAAAGGCGCAUCGCAGAAUUAAGGACUGAGUUGAAAGAAAAAGACACCCAAAUCUCGGGAUUGAACGCCAAAGUAUUGGCCAGAGACAGUGAAAUCGAGGAGCUCAAGCUGCUCAAUGACAAUAUACUCAACGAGAGCUCGCAAAGCAGGCUGGACCUUGCGGCGAAAAUCGCAGAGCUUCAGAAGACUACGAGAGACUUUAUGGUUCUCAAGGACAAGUAUAGCUCUCAAAAGGAGCGAGUAUCAACUGUGACUGGCACAGGUGUCCUGAGCAUAAUAAGGGACGUUAACGAAAUGAUUGCAAACUUGAAGGACAUGAUGCAAGUUCUGCUGAAUGUCAAGGAAAUACCUACGGUGGUUCAGACGCAUCUUGGUCUCUUCAAAAAGACUCUUGAAUCGAGACUAAAAGAAGUCUCGACCAAGGUAGAGAAGGAAACCUCAACGUUCGAGCUGGCUCUUGCAAAGAUGGACUUUUCUCUACUUCACAAGGUCACUCAAGAGAUGAAUGUCUCGCUUCAAAUCGAAGAGAUUCGAUCGAAGAACGAAAGCUUUGCAGAGUACAUCGACAAAACCCAUUUACUGGAGGAGUCUUCUCUUUACAAAAACUUCGACAGAUGCUACAAAGCCCGCAUGGCGGAGAACUACAAGGCCCUUAAGGAAACAUACAUGCAGCAGAUGAGUCGAAUGCUCGAUGGUUUCGUCCAGUCAAGCGCUGAGGCCAACAACGAGGCCAUGAAGGAAGGCACACUUGAUCUCAUGAAGUCAGAGAGAAUGCAAUUGAGUAAGGAGCACAAGGCCCACGUUCAGCAGAGCUCGCAAAGUUUGGAGACCAUUCAAACCAGAACCAACAACGCCACCUCGUCACUCAACUCCUUCAAGGACGUCGCCACGAAGGAGGUACAGGGUGCGUUCUCACGAAUGCAGCAGGAAACAAAGCAUGUGGUUGAUAAUGUUUUGGGAGACAUCACAAACAUGAGCAAAGGACAUGCUGACGCCAUCGAGAAAGCAACUACGCAAAAGACCCAGGCGGUCUCGGGGACUAUCGAUAAAAAUUAUCUGGACUUGUCAAGAGACCUUAGCCAUACGGAGAAAAACCUCAAAGUUUUCUAUCUGUCGUUGGCUGACCUUCAAAGAUCACCCACCCAGUGGAAACGCCCUGCCUCUACUCCGGCUUCCCGGUCUCCCCUGCGACUGCCUGUCAGACUGCCGAUGCGUAUUCUAAACGGUCAGACCAUGAUUCCAGAUGCUGCUAAACGAAGACGCACAGACCUCUCUCCUUUGCGAAGCGACCAAUCUCUUCACAAAUCACGAAUCCCCCAACUUUAG
Molecule: messenger RNA, 2514 nt
Organism: Candidozyma duobushaemuli
Lineage: Eukaryota; Fungi; Ascomycota; Pichiomycetes; Serinales; Metschnikowiaceae
Gene: KIP1
Product: Kip1p
Exons: 1
Coding region: 1-2514 (837 amino acids)
Biological process (GO): mitotic spindle assembly; microtubule-based movement
Cellular component (GO): nucleus; spindle microtubule
Molecular function (GO): microtubule binding; plus-end-directed microtubule motor activity; ATP binding
Source: RefSeq, a predicted model, not a curated record